Beta vulgaris subsp. vulgaris (sugar beet) is the source of this 7192-nucleotide messenger RNA. Its product is annotated as LRR receptor-like serine/threonine-protein kinase GSO1. Gene Ontology annotation, molecular function: protein kinase activity; protein binding; ATP binding. Bases 3182 to 6946 code for a protein of 1254 amino acids. Gene Ontology annotation, biological process: protein phosphorylation. The transcript is spliced from 2 exons. The record is from RefSeq and is a predicted model, not a curated record. NCBI's taxonomy places the organism in Eukaryota, Viridiplantae, Streptophyta, Magnoliopsida, Caryophyllales, Amaranthaceae.
GUUAGAGGGCUUAAUUAAGGUUAGAGGGGUAAUUAAUCCUCAUGACUAGCAGAAGCUUGACACCGUUAGUCAUUAAGGACAUUUCGUGCAUUUCAUCCCCAAAGUAAGGGUACGUGGUACGUUUUUGAAAGAACAUGGGGUACUUGGUGAAAAAAUCGUAUUUUUUAACUGAACUUAUUUCCAGAACGAAAAUUAUUUUUCUUAACUGGACUUUUUUAAAAAAAAAACUGAAUUUAUUAUUAUUGAAGUGGACUUAUUUUUGCUGAAACUCGGAACAAUUUAUUAAGAAUUGAAAAUGAUUUUUGCAAAACUUAUUUUUGCUAUUUUUUUUUUCUUUAAUUGAACUGAACAUAUUUUUAUUGAAACUAAGAUGUAGAGAACAAAGCCUUAUGAAAUGUAAAAAACAUGCAACAUUUUUUUUGUGACUUUUCCUACUUACGAGUUACUAACUCGUUUCUUUUUAAUUGUUACACUUUGACAUUUUUCACUAUUCAUAAAUUGCACUUUGACCGUCGUUUGUGAUUUAUAUGUAAAAAAAACAUAGUUAUGUGGGGUCUUGUUAGAUUCGUCUUAGUAUAUAUUGUAUUAAUAUGUACAUUUUAUAAUUUUUCCAAAUACAAAGUAGAGACAUAUAUCCUCAAAUUUAUGCAUUGACAUACGUGAAAAGUGUAAGUGUAACAAUUAAAAAGAAAUGAAAGGGGUAUAAUUUUAUUUUUGAUCUAUAGAAAAUGAGUUUAUUUUUAUUUUUUUUGAUGGGGAAAAUGAGUUUAUUGGCUUAUUAAAUUUGUUUGUUGUAUAUAAUUGAAAAUUUGACAAAUAUUUUGAAACUUUACAAAAAGAAGAUUUUUGAUAACUAUAAAUGGAGGGAAAUGGUAGUUACCAUUAUCCAUUUCAUUUACUUUGGCUAUACCAAAUAAUUUAAGGAAAAUUUGGCAGAAACAAUCUUUUGAAUACAAGUUUUUACGAGAAACAACCUUUUAAAAGAAUCUAGUAAAAGAAACCGCAAAAAAAAAAAAAAGCGAGGAACAACCUUGACUUGUUUUCCUACACUCAACAAGUAUGAGCAGGGUAUGUGACAUCUACGUGACACAUAUGUUGAUAAACAAUUACUCCUAUCUUCAUUUGCGAAACAGUCUAAAAACCGCAUUUUUUAUGUAUUAACCCGGUUUAUAAUAUUACAUUUUUUACGUUUCAACCCUUUUUAGAAUCUUCUUUUACAAUAUUUUUAUUUCUGGCAAAAAAUUGCAUUUAAAAAGUUGUUUGUGAAAAAAGUUCCAUUUGUUCUAAAAAGCUUGCUUCCUCUAUCCUAUAAUAUAGUGCUCACAUUCCUUUUAGGAUGUCCCAAAAUAUUGUGCCAGUUAUUUUUUUUGUUAAUUUAUUUGGACUAAAUUAUCCUUCAUUUCUACAUAAACUUUCCAAUAUACUUCUAUAUUUCUUUAAAAUAUGUGCCCUUAUUUAUUAUUUUUCAUUAUUUCAAUGAACAUUUAUUGCUUUUUUAUUUUAAUUUAAAACAAAAAUAAAAUAAAGAGUUAGUUCCAAGACAAAUGUAUUAAGAAAGCACCUACUCCUUUCAUUUUCCUUAAUUCUCGUGAAAAAUGAGAAGUAAGCACUAUAUCAUUAGACGAAUGGAGUGUUUCCGUAACAUGCAAAUAAAGUUGUUAUCGAUGGUUGGUUGUGGCCAUCGAAAAGUUUCAAUCAGUUGCGCCAAGGUUGGUGGUUUAAAUUAGUAACAGUUCAGUAUGUCGGUUUUUUGCUUUCUGUGCUGAGGGUCAAGUUGACUCACGAUGUUCGUGAGCAAGGACGAGGUGAUGAUAGGCUUUCAUGGUUGGGAUGCGUAUUUACCGGUUUUGAAAACCGACGGUGUGUUCGAGGGCUCAACUUGUUUGGCUCUCCUUUUAGCUCGACAUUAACCUUCAUGGUCUUUGCCCUAAAAACUUCAAAUCUGCAGGCGGCACUAGCUCCAGUUGCAUCUGGAGGUUUGCAACACGCCCACUCAUCAGCGUUUCUCUUUUAUCAAGAAGAAAUCUGACAUACUCUCGCUCGAGAGUAGUGAGUCACAUUUUCAUCAAGAAGAAACCUGACAUACUCUCGCUCGAGAGUAGUGAGUCACAUUGGAAUGUGACUCUUCACAUGGUUCUGAGAUUAGAAUCCCGAGUGACGACAGAUCAUUGGGAUUGCUCAUACAGCGAGACGCGACGCUUGUCGUUGGUUGUUCGUUGUCGAAAUCGUGAUCAUCAAUCGCUUCAUCAAACAUCCGAGGUUUGCAUCCACCAUCAUCACUGACCAGAGACGCCCCCUUUCUACGCGACUUUGUUUUGUUUGUAUUUAUUUAUGUAUUAGGUGGAAUGUACGAGCUCUUAAGGCUUUUUUAGGUUUAUGUAUUUGUUUUAGUUUGGAUUGUAUUAGCAUUAGGCUGUACAUCCUCUUUACAACCUCUUUUAAUUAAUACACGAUUUUCCAAGUAAAAAAAACAGAAUAUUAGUGUUUCUCCAAACCGAAGGAAAAUAAAAUGGAGGAAUCAACUAAGAAUUUAGGACAAUAUGACAAAGCAAUUUAAUCAGAGUAUUAAUGUACAAAAUGUUGAUAAAUUUCAUUAAGUCAAAGCUAUGGAGUAUACAAAGCAUUGAAUAUUUGGUCAUUAAUGGAGUUGUUUGUCAGUUUGCUGGGUGCAGUUGUUACUGCUGCCAUGGCUGACUGCUUUAUUAGGUGAGUAGUUUAUUUUCCUAUUCUGGGUUGAUAUUGCAAUAGUUAAGGAAUAAUUUAGCAGUUGAUGUUUCUGGUUUUAUCAAUUGAAAAAGUCAACUAGUUUUAAAUGCUCUUUCUUCAUAACUCUCUCUCUCCCUCUCAAUUUUCUCUCUCCUCUUAUGAAUGGAACAGUAUUUCGGUGCUCAUUUAUGAUUUGCAUGGAAGAAUGUAAUUUCUUUCUCUCUUUCUUUUUCUCCCAUACCACUUUAGCUGUCAAUUUCUUGCUCAAAAAUUAUCCAUCCUCCCAAUUCUUGCAUUUCUGACUUCAUUCAUUGAAAUUUUCCCUCUUUCUUCAUUUUUUCUUUCACCAUGUUCUGUUUUUAAGCUUAUUAUACAAUUACCCACAAAAAAAGAUGAAAUUUUUACUCCAUAAUUGAGUUUUUUCCUUCAAAUACUGCAAUAUUGAUGAUCUGGGUAUUUCUCUAAGGUGAUAAAAAUGGCAUCUUUGAGGUUUCUUCUUUUGUGUUUUAUCACUCUGUUUUUGGUAACUUUCUAUUUUGGGUAUAGUUCAUGCAUGGAAAACUCCACUCUUGAUACUCUCUUACAGGUGAAGAAAUCAUUUCUUGAAGACCCAAAUGAUGUGUUGAAGGAUUGGUCUGAAAAAAACCCAGAUUUCUGCAAAUGGAGAGGUAUAAAAUGUAACUCAGUUGGUGUUGUAGUGAGUUUAAACCUUUCCGAGUCAUCACUCAGUGGGUCAAUAUCUCCUUCACUCGGUGGUUUACAACACCUACUCCACCUUGACUUAUCUAUGAACCAACUCAGUGGGCCCAUACCAACUAAUCUUUCAAACCUUUCUAAAUUAGAAUCUUUGCUUCUUUUCUCAAACCAACUCAGUGGGACCAUUCCUACUCAACUUAGCUUAAUCACAAGUCUUAGUGUCAUCAGAAUUGGUGACAAUGAUCUCACUGGUUCAAUACCUACUUCAUUUGGGCAACUCUCUAAUUUGGUCAUUUUGGGUUUAGCUUCUUGUAGUUUUACUGGUUUAAUACCUCCUCAAUUGGGAAAAUUAACCAACCUUGAAAACUUGGUUUUACAAGAUAAUUUUUUGGUUGGUCCAAUACCAUCUGAGCUUGGUAAUUGCACAAAUCUUGUUGUUUUUACAGCUGCAGUAAAUAUGUUGAAUGGUAGUAUUCCUCAAGAACUUGGUCAGCUUCAAAAUCUGCAAACUCUGAAUCUUGCAAACAAUAGUUUAUCUGGGGAGAUUCCUGACCAAAUUGGUGAGUUGGGUCAGCUUAAUUACCUUAAUUUAUUGGGAAAUGAGCUUGUGGGUCAAAUCCCAAGAUCAUUAGCUAAAUUGGGUAAUCUUCAAAGCCUUGAUUUAUCAGUGAAUAAGCUCAGUGGAGAGAUUCCUGCAGAAUUUGGCCAAAUGAAUCAGCUAGUAAGCUUGGUUUUGUCAAGCAAUAGUAUUUUUGGUGGUAUACCACCAGAUAUUUGUUCAAAUACAACUAGCCUUGAAAGCUUGUCUCUUUCAAAUGCUCAACUUUCUGGUGGCAUCCCGCCAGAAAUUGGACAAUGUAAGUCCUUAACAAGCCUUGAUUUAGCUAAUAAUACACUCAAUGGUUCGAUACCGGUCGAGCUAUAUCAGCUGGUUGAGCUGACUGAUUUGUAUUUGUAUAACAACAGUUUGAGUGGAUCAAUAUCUCCUGCCAUUGGGAAUCUCAGCAAAUUGCAGACUGUGGCACUUUAUUAUAACAAGCUAGGUGGAUACUUGCCUAAAGAGAUUGGUAUGUUGGAAAAACUGGAGGUUAUAUUCAUCUAUAACAACCAAUUUUCUGGGGAAAUACCUUUGGAAAUUGGCAAUUGCUCAAGCUUACAAAUGAUUGAUUUCUAUGGGAAUCAAUUCACUGGGAGGUUGCCUGCUACCAUUGGACUGCUUAAGGAAUUGAAUUUCCUGCAUCUUCGACAGAACGAUUUGGUGGGUGAUAUUCCUGCCACCUUGGGGAACUGUCAGCAGCUUACAAUCCUCGACUUGGCAGAUAACCGUCUUUCUGGAGGGAUCCCGGUCACAUUGGGCAAUCUGAAAGCGCUACAGCAGUUUAUGCUGUACAAUAAUACUCUUGAAGGUAACAUCCCUGAUGAACUGAAAAACUUGUCUAACUUGACAAGAGUGAACCUUUCAAAUAAUAAGCUGAAUGGUAGUCUUGCUCCUUUAUCUAGUUCAACUUCAUUGCUUUCUUUUGAUGUGACUAACAAUGCAUUUGAUCAUGAUAUUCCACCUCAAUUGGGGAAUUCUCCUUUACUUGAAAGGCUUAGACUAGGAAGCAACCAUCUCACCGGGAAAAUUCCUAGAACAUUCGGCUUUAUACGCGAAUUAUCCUUGUUAGAUCUUUCAAGAAAUUCGCUUUCUGGUUCGAUACCCUUUGAGCUUUCCUUUUGCAAGAAACUCUCCCAUGUUGAUCUUAAUGGAAACCAUCUCACUGGCAGAAUACCAACAUGGUUUGGGAGUUUGCCACAGUUGGGAGAAAUCAAAUUGUCCUCAAAUUCACUGUUUGGUCCUUUACCACCCCAAUUAUUCAAUUGCUCUAAACUUCUUGUCCUUUCUCUAGAGGACAAUCAGCUGAAUGGUACCUUGCCAACAGAAGUUGGUAAUCUUGCAUCUCUCAAUGUGCUUCAGCUCAGUAAAAACCAAAUUUCUGGUUCCAUCCCUCCUUCCAUAGGCAAACUUAGCAAGCUCUAUGAGCUUCGACUUUCAUAUAACCACCUCAAUGGUGAAAUACCAAUUGAGAUUUCUCAACUCCAGAAUCUCCAAAUCAUGCUGGACCUUAGUUUCAACAAUCUCAUUGGGCAUAUUCCGCCACAAAUCGGAUCACUUUCAAAGUUAGAAGCUCUCAGUCUAUCCCACAAUCAACUUACCGGCAGUGUUCCUCCUCCGAUUGGUGCAAUGAUCAGCUUGAGCAUGCUUAACCUCUCGUACAACAACCUCGGAGGGAAGCUUGAUGAACAGUUCUCACACUGGCCACUUGAUGUUUUUGUUGGGAAUAAGCUCCUCUGUGGGAAGCCUCUUGAACAUUGCAGUGCAACCAAUGCAAGCAACCAUAAACAUUCACCCAAAGCAUUGAUACUCUCAUCAUUUCUUGCUGUUGUAGCUGCUGUGGUCUUACUACUCGGACUGGUGAUCUGCAUCAGACGAAGAAGAGAGAUCAUCAAGAGAUCAAGGGAAGUAGGGAGCACUUUCUCCUCCAGUUCCUCCAACACAAACCGUCGCUUGCUCAAUUCAAAAUCCCCUAGGAGACAACCAGAGUACAGAUGGGAUGACAUAAUGGCUGCAACAAAGAACCUGAGUGAUGCUUAUAUUAUAGGUUCAGGUGGUUCGGGUACGAUCUAUAAGGCUGACUUAGCAUUUGGAGAGACAGUAGCAGUCAAAAAGAUAGCAAGGAAAGAUGAUCUGUUGUUGGAUAAGAGCUUCGCAAGAGAGAUUAAAACACUCGGGAGGAUAAGGCACAGGCAUCUGGUAAAGCUGAUUGGGUAUUGCAGCAACAAAGGAGCAGCCUCAAAUCUUCUAAUAUAUGAUUAUAUGGAGAAUGGGAGUGUUUGGGACUGGCUUCAUGGUCAAGAAAACAGCAACAAGAAAGUGGGAAAGAAGGGACUCGAUUGGGAGACGAGAUUAAAAAUAGCUGUGGGGUUAGCACAAGGAGUGGAGUACUUGCACCAUGACUGUGUGCCAAAGAUCAUUCAUAGGGACAUUAAAUCAAGUAAUUUGUUGCUGGAUUCUAACAUGGAGGCUCAUUUGGGAGAUUUUGGACUGGCAAAGCAAAUUCAUAGCAAUUAUGAGUCUAUCAAUGACACAGAAUCUGGUCUAUGGUUUGCUGGAUCUUAUGGAUACAUUGCUCCAGAGUAUGCAUACUCAUUGAAGGCAACAGAAAAGAGUGAUGUUUACAGCAUGGGAAUUGUAUUCAUGGAGCUUGUAACUGGAAAAAUGCCAACAGAUGGGAGUUUCGGUACAGACAUAGACAUGGUUAGAUGGGUGGAAACCCAUAUAGAAAUGGAAGGACCAGAGCGCGAAAAGCUGAUUGAUCCAGGUUUGAAGCCUCUUUCUCCUAUUGAAGAAUGUGCAGCUUUUCAGGUUCUAGAAAUAGCACUUCAAUGCACCAAGACUCACCCUGCUGAAAGACCGAAUUCGCGCCAAAUCUGUGAUCAACUCCUACAGAUCUACAGAAAUAGGACAGUUGGUUCAGCCAAGAGUGAGCAUCUGAUAGUGUGAAUUGUGCAGAAGCAUUCUGGAUCAGUGUUACUUCAGUGCAUCUUAAAGAAGAGUACAUUGCUUUUAAAUUUGAUUUUUUUAAGGGAUUUCUUGCUAACACACUGAUUAUCAUAAGUGUAUUUGUUGACUAUGAUGACUUAUUUUGUUAUAAUUGUAAGCUGCCUCCAAAUAUCAGCUACUAUGAUCUACUAUGAUGUAAAUAAGACAUAUUUAUCAAAUGUUAGUGGUGGGUUUGUUAUUUUCUUA